AUGUGGAUCUUGGAAAAGAUCCGAGCGUCGCAUGAAAGUGGAAACCUCCCUCGGUCCUCUUUCCUGGGACUGCCACCCGGCCAAAACCUGACCGAAAAGGCCCGGCUGGGGGCUGCUGCUUUUCCGAAUGUGCUCACCCCGGACAGAAUCCCCGAAUUCUGCAUUCCCCCCAGGCUGACCAGCUCUGGUCCCGUGAAGGGCACUGGCUCCCACCAGGACCUCUGUUCCGAGGACACAGACCCUAAUCCUCCUGGCUACAGCCCCAGCUCUGCCUUGCCGCACCUCAUUCAGGUGGAAAGCGUGGAAGAGGUGCUAGCUGUGGAGGAAGAAGGCACCAACUCGGACCCACAGUCCCAGGCAGCGCUGUCCCUGCCCCACUUCCCCAGAGCCCCCACGUCCUACGGCUUCUGCACUCUGCUGGAGAGCCCUCACACCCGCAGGAAGGAGUCCAUCUUCCACGGCCACCCGCGUCGGGCUCUGCCCGGCCCGACGCUCUCCCGAUCCAGGGCCAACACCUUCGUCGGCAAAGGGAGUAUGUCUAACCCCAUCGCCAUCAGCUUUGCCUCCGGGAGGCUGGCUCCCAAGCCCCUCUCCCUGCACAGGCAGGGUGCCUGUGACAGCGACACUGCCUCCUCCAGCGACUCCUCACCUUUCAGCUCUCCGCUGCUCAGCCGGUCGCCUCCCAGACCUUGCUCCCUGGCCAAAAUGCAAAGUCAGGAGGGGUUGCUCUGCCGAGCGCUGAAAGCCAGGAACAAAUCCAGCGUGGCCAGGAACAAUUCUCUCUCCACAGAGGAGAGCAGCUCCACUGAUAACAGCCCCCGUGCCGUCAGACGGGCCUGCUCGGAGAACGAGAGGCUGCGGAUCCGCCUGAUCAGCGCGGAGGGUUUGUACGAUGACUCUGUAGAGCCCAAAACUAUAAACUGCUGCAUCACCUUCUCCCUGGUGCCGGGGAAGACGCAGAAGCAGAGAAGCACUGUUAUAAAGAGGAGCAGAAAUCCCAUCUUCAAUGAGGACUUCUUUUUCGAUGGCAUUGCAGAAGCAGAGCUACACAGCCUUGCUGUGAGGAUGAAAGCGAUGAAUAAAGGGUGCAGCAUGAAACGGGAUUAUGCCUUAGGGGAAUGGCAGUUGUCUGUAAUGGCUAUGUUGUCAGUGUAA
Opisthocomus hoazin is the source of this 1155-nucleotide messenger RNA. NCBI's taxonomy places the organism in Eukaryota, Metazoa, Chordata, Aves, Opisthocomiformes, Opisthocomidae. The record is from RefSeq and is a predicted model, not a curated record.